Molecule: messenger RNA, 1475 nt
Organism: Salvelinus sp. IW2-2015
Lineage: Eukaryota; Metazoa; Chordata; Actinopteri; Salmoniformes; Salmonidae
Product: dnaJ homolog subfamily C member 2-like
Biological process (GO): 'de novo' cotranslational protein folding; regulation of translational fidelity
Cellular component (GO): cytosol
Molecular function (GO): Hsp70 protein binding; ribosome binding
Source: RefSeq, a predicted model, not a curated record
AAACAUUUAACUGAAUACAUUUCACAGCUGAAUGUUAUAGCAGACCUUUCCAGUAUGCUGAUAGAAGCAUUAGAAGGGGAUGUUACAGUCGUCUACUGUAAUGCCAUUUCUGCCUCAGUGCAGAUCGAGGUGGAACCUGUUGGUCGGUGGUUCGAGGCUUUUCUGAAGAGGAGGAACAGGAAUGUAUCUGCCUCCUUCCAGGAGCUUGAGGAAGAGGAGGAGCUGUCUGAGGAAUCUGAGGAUGAAGAGCUGCAGCUGGAGGAUUUCCCCCUGCUGAGAACACUGGACCCCAAAGACUGGAAGAACCAAUCAGAUCACUAUGCUGUCCUUGGACUGGCUCAUAUGAGGUACAAGGCGACACAGAAACAAAUCAAAGCUGCCCACAAGGCAAUGGUGUUGAAGCAUCACCCUGACAAAAGGAAAGCUGCGGGAGAGCAGAUUGUAGAAGGAGAUGGUGACUACUUCACCUGCAUAACUAAAGCUAUAGAAAUUCUGUCAGAUCCUGUGAAGCGAAGAGCAUUUGACAGUGUAGAUCCUACCUUUGACAACGCUGUGCCCUCAAAGGGCGAAGGCAAAGAUAACUUCUUUGAGGCGUAUGCUCCUGUUUUUGAGAGAAAUGCCCGGUGGUCUUCCAAAAAACACGUGCCCAAACUUGGCACUAUGGAUUCCUCUUUUGAGGACGUGGAUAAUUUUUAUUCUGUUUGGUACAACUUUGACUCAUGGAGAGAGUUUUCUUAUUUGGAUGAAGAGGAAAAGGACAAGGCAGAAUGUCGUGAUGAGAGGAGAUGGAUUGAAAAGCAGAAUCGUGGAGCCAGAGCCACCAGGAAGAAGGAAGAGAUGAAUAGACUACGGACACUUGUUGACACGGCCUACAGCCUUGAUCCCAGGAUAAAGAAAUUCAAAGAUGACGAGAAGGCCAGAAAGGAGAAUGAGAAGAAGGCCAAAGCAGACGCCAAGAGGAAAGAGCAAGAGGAGAAGGAGCGGGCUCGGCAGGCAGAGCUGGAUGCUGCACGGCUGGCCAAAGAGAAGGAGGAAGAGGAGGCCAAACUGGUUGCCCAGCAGGCCAAGAAGGAGAAGGAGAUCCAAAAGAAGGCCAUCAAGAAAGAGAGGCAGAAACUGAGGACAACUUGCAAGAACUGGAAUUACUUUGGUGACAAUGAAUCUGAUAGUGUGAAAAUGAUGGAAGAUGUGGAGAAACUUUGUGACCGUUUGGAGCUUGUGAGUCUGCAAUCCCUGAAUGAAGGAUUGGCAUCGGGUUCAAAGGAGGAGGGCAAGGUAGCGGUGGAGAAGCAGGUGCAAGAGGUGAAUGCCCAGCUGCAAAAGGAGAAGGAUGCGGAGGUGCAGGCCAGGCAAGCUGUCCGCACUACCGUACAGGCCAGCGGKGGAGGCGGGGGUGGUGGAAAGGGCUGGAAUGAGGAAGAGCUCCCGCUGCUCAUCAAAGCAGUCAACCUGUUCCCUGCUGGAACCAACGCCAG